GGCGUUGUUCUAUAUUUGAUUAAUAGUAAGGGUUAUUAAUGAACGGUCGUUGUUAAUAACUACCCUCGAUGAAGUGGAUAUACUCCCCGAUUGAGUAUUCGAGAGGGAAUAAGUUAUAGAUAUAACAAUGAUCGACUAAAAUAUAUCAACAAGUGGAAAGUAGCAAUGCCAAGUCCUUUUUAUCUUUGAAUUAAAUCUCAUAUAGGUUGUUCAUCUUAGUUCUUAAUUAAAUUAAAUCACUCAAACCAAAUCCCCCCUUUUUAUUUACUAAGUAUCAUAAAAAGAGAAUUAUUUCUUUCCCUGUGGAUACGAACUCUACUACGUUAUACUACGUAUAAGUGUUUAGUAUUGAAAAUUAUUUUGACGCACCGUGACAAAGUGCUCGUCAAUCGUUGUCUUGAGCCUAAGUAUGGUAAAGUUUAUGUUAGUCGUCACGUUAGAUUUCUUGAAAAUAAUUUUCCCAAUGCCUCCCUCACUUCACCUUCACUUGAGUCGUCUUCUCCUCUACCUAAUGCUGAAUUUUUCCUAACUAAUACCCUUAGGCCAGUUUCUUCCCCACAACCAGCUAUCACCAGCCCACCACCUGUGUCCACAAUCGGCCCAUCCUCCCCUCCUACUCCCGAAGUGUCGUCACCCAGCCCCAUCACUUCUCCUCUACACAGCCAACCCUUUCAUUCCUCACCAACCAGCACUUCUACCGCAACACCAACACCCAACCUACAACUCGCCACACCCAACUCCAGUUCACGGUCAACCUAUUCUUCCUCCAGCUCCACAUCGGCCGCCAUUCACUACAGCCUGUCCAGUCCGUCACCCUCUCCUUCAUCCAGCCAGUCAAGUACGUCAUCUUCUCCUUCGUCCAGCCCUGGAACUUCCCUGUUAAUGCAAACCCGGGUUAAGUCUGAGAUUUUUAAACCUAAAUCAAUUUUUACGUUAAACACAAUUGUUACUUCAGCAGACCCUACUUGUUUUUCUGAGGCACAUAAAAGUUUAGUUUGGCGUGAAGCUAUGGCGGAGGAAUUUAAUGCACUUAUUUCCAAUAAUACAUGGGAUUUAGUUCCGUUUGAUAACUCUAAGAAUGUGGUUGGGUCUAAGUAGAUUUAUAAAACUAAAUUUCAUUCUGAUGGAUCUAUUGAGCGCCAUAAAGCGCGUUUGGUUGCUCAAGGUUUUAAUCAGCAGGCUGGGGUUGAUUUUUCUGAAACAUUUAGUCAUGUUGUUAAGCCCACCACAGUUCGCAUUGUUCUUACUCUAGCUAUUUCUUUUGGGUGGGUUAUGCGUCAGUUGGAUGUGAAAAAUGCAUUUCUCCAUGAUCAUCUUACCGAAGAGGUAUAUAUGUGUCAACCGCGGGGUUUUAUUCAUCCUCAAUUCCCUCAUCAUGUUUGUCGUUUGCGCAAAGCCAUCUAUGGCCUUAAGCAGGCCCCGCGGGCAUGGUUCCAUCGUUUUAGUAGGUUUCUUCUUACUCAUAAUUUUUUAUGUAGUAAGUCUGAUAAUUCCAUGUUCAUUUAUCGUUAGGGUCAGUCUGUUAUUUAUUUAUUGCUAUAUGUGGAUGAUAUUAUCGUUACGGGCAAUUCUCCAUCUUUUGUAUCUUCCUUUAUUAGUCGUAUUGCGUCUCAUUUUGCUAUGAAGGAUCUGAGUGACCACCAUUAUUUCUUGGGGGUCCAAGCUGUUCGAAACUCAAAAGGUGUCUUUCUGUCUCAGCAAAAAUACGUCUGAUCUCCUUCUUCGCUUUCACUUACACACUCUCAAGUCUGUUCGUACACCAGUUGCUAUGCGCACAACUCUCUCCCUCACAGAUGGUGAACUCCUAACUGAUGCUACUGAGUAUCGUAGUAUGGUGGGUGCAUUACAGUAUUUAACUUUGACAAGACCUGAUAUUACUUAUGCAGUUCAUUUAGUGUCUCAGUUCAUGCAUGCCCCCCGCACUACUCACAUGCUUGCUGUCAAGCGCAUCUUUCGUUAUUUACAGGGUACUAUUGAUCAUGGAUUAUGGCUUCAGACUUCUGCUCAUCCCAUUCGUAUUUUGGCCUAUUCUGAUGCUGAUUGGGUAGGAUGUCCGGAUAGUUUCCGUUCUACUACAGGUUUUGCUAUUUUUUUGGGACCUAAUCUUGUGUCCUGGAAGUCCAAGAAACAGCCAACUGUUUCUAAGUCGUCUACGGAGGCAGAAUAUCGAGCCAUUGCUUAUACAGUGCAGGACACUCUACAUAUUCGCUCGGUUCUCUUUGAGCUCGACUUGACAGUUCGUGAUCUCGUUCGAUUAUUCUGUGAUAAUAUUUCUGCCUCAUAUCUGACAGCAAAUCCGAUUCAACAUGCUCGCAGCAAGCACAUUCAUAUUGAUUAUCAUUUUGUUCGUGAGAGAGUUGCUCAUGGUGAUCUGGUGGUACAGUAUGUCCCUACACAUCUCCAGCUAGAGGAUAUAUUUACUAAAAGUUUAUCUAGUCAGCAUAUUCAUUUCUUAAAGGACAACCUGCGUGUUGUAUCUCCCGCACAACUUGAGGGGGUGUAAUAGUUUAUAUUAAUUAGAAUAUUUAUUUAUUUUGGCAACUGAUAUUCUAUUAUAAAUAUACCUGUCGG
Messenger RNA from Cuscuta europaea, 2571 nucleotides. NCBI's taxonomy places the organism in Eukaryota, Viridiplantae, Streptophyta, Magnoliopsida, Solanales, Convolvulaceae. The record is from the annotation of a GenBank genome assembly.